Molecule: messenger RNA, 363 nt
Organism: Plasmodium coatneyi
Lineage: Eukaryota; Apicomplexa; Aconoidasida; Haemosporida; Plasmodiidae
Exons: 2
Coding region: 1-363 (120 amino acids)
Source: RefSeq, a predicted model, not a curated record
AUGACUAAAAUUAAUAAGCCACCCACGACCAGCAACCCCAAUAUUAAAUUAAAGAAACCCAAUUCGAAAGAAGAAGAGGACUUCAUGCAACCGGUAAAAAAAACAGUGAUCGCCAAAAACAUAAAGAUUGUGAAAAAACCUGAAGAUAUAAAUGCAUCUCCGAGAAAGAGCGAAAAUGAAAGUGCGGAUAAAGCCAAAACGGGAGUAAGCAGCACAGACCCCAAGGCUAAAUCUGGAACAACUGAUAAUAAGGGGAAAAGCGGCACGGAUAGUAAUUCACAAAAAAAUGCCGCGGGAAGUGGAGGCGCGCAAGUGGGGUAUUUCUCCUGGUUAUGGAGGUACUUUCCUAAAAAGAAGACCUAA